Molecule: messenger RNA, 4887 nt
Organism: Choloepus didactylus (southern two-toed sloth)
Lineage: Eukaryota; Metazoa; Chordata; Mammalia; Pilosa; Megalonychidae
Gene: DNAI7
Product: cilia and flagella associated protein 94
Exons: 14
Coding region: 960-3179 (739 amino acids)
Cellular component (GO): axoneme
Molecular function (GO): beta-tubulin binding; microtubule binding
Source: RefSeq, a predicted model, not a curated record
UGAAAUUUAAAAAGCAUACAGGUGUAGGUCAAGAAGAAAUAUAAUGUAAUUUGGAAAAUAUUUUAAACUCAAUGUUAAGGAAAAAUAUUAAAAUUUGUGGAAUGUGUCUAAAGCAAGACCUAGAGGGAAAAGUGUAGCCCUAGAUACUUAUAUCCAAAGAGGAAAGAAGACUGAAAAUUAAUGAACUUAGCAUUAUUUGACAUUGUUUGAACAACUUUAUUCCAAUAAAUUGGAAAAUUUAGAUGAAUUGGACAAAUUUCCAGAAAAAAAAUAACUUUCAUGAAGAAGUAGAAAGCCUGAAUAAUCCUAUAACUGUUUAGGAAAAUGAAUUUGAUGAAAUAUCUUCCCAGAAAGAAAAUUCUGGGUCUACAAGGCUUUGCUAACUAGUUCUUCAUUCAAAGGCAAAUAAGUAAUUUCAUUUUUAUACAAGUUCUUACACAGCAUGAAAAAAGAGGGAGUACUCCCUAAAUUCAUUUUGAGUUACCUUGAUAACUUGAGGUCAGUAACAGAAAGGAAAAUGAAAGCCCAAUCAUGAACAUAAAUUUAAAACUCCCAAACAAAAUAUUAGCAAGCUCAAUCUAGUAAUAUGUAAAAUGAUAAUAAAUCAUGACCCAAUUUGGUUUUUCCCAAAAAGAAUUGUUUUACUAUAAGAAAAUUAAACGAACACAAUUAGAAUGAAUUAGAUACGCUAUUAAGGUAAUUAACCAUAUUAAGAGGUUAAUAUGUUCCUUAGGCUGGUAAAGAUGUCUACAUCAAAAAAAAAAAAAAAAAAAAAACUACAUUAAAAAAAACUAACAGAUAAAGCAAAAGUACUGAAAUUAGCAAAUACUGUCUUGGACAGUGAUUGUGGUAUUAUAAAUUGGAAUAACUACUUUGGAAAUUUCAAUUUAUUGAAUGAAUGGGUGAAAGAUGGGUUUAAGGAAAGCAAAAAGUGUUUUCCAAGAUUUCUAUUUGAGGAGAUGUGUUUGCAAGUAAUUUGGACGCAUGUUAACAAUCUUUUUUCUUUUUUUAAUGUUGUGGCCUUUGUUAAGUCUGGCGGUCAGAAAAAGAAAAUCACCAAAGCUGAGCGACUGAAGCAGCUACAAGAGGAGGAAGAGAAACGACUGAAAGAGGAAGAGGAAGCUCGUUUAAAACACGAAAAAGAACAACUGGAAAAGCUUGAAAUAAAACGAAAGGAAAAAGAAAAAUGGCAACAGCUCGAAGCAAAAGAUCUAGAAAGGAGACAUGAAGAACUUGAAGAACUGUGUUUUUUAGAAUGUUGUUAUCCUAAAGCAGAGAAAUUGAAACGAGACAUUAGAUUAGUUUCUCAGUGGAAACACUACAUUCAAUGUGAUGGGAGCCCUGAUCCUUCAAUACCACAAGAAAUUAAUACUUUCAUUAGUUUGUGGAAAGAGGAAAUAAAUGAGACUUUUGAGGAAGUGAUUAAGAAGGGUAAACUAGUGCUCAAUUUAAUUGAGAAAUUGAAAUUCAUUUUGUUGGAAACUCCAUCAUAUGAUUUGCAAGAUAAAACUAUAAAACAGUACCAAGGAUCAAUUCUGGAACUGCAGGAGCUACUUAACCUGAAGUUUAACAUAGCCACAGAAAUACUUCUCAGACAAGCUAGUACUCUAGCAGAUCUGGACAGUGGAAAUAUGGAAAAAAUCAUUAAAGAUGAAUAUGUUACUCUUUAUGUGUGGGCAAACCUCAAGAAGAAUCCAAGGUACAGAAGUGUCAGAUUCUCUGAAACACAGAUUGGAUUUGAAAUUCCAAGGAUAUUAGCAACAAGUGAUAUUGCUCUACGGCUUUUGCAUACUCGAUAUGAUCAUGUUACUCCACUGUGCUCUGUUCCGGCACCACUGGAUGUGGCACAAACUCCCACAGUAACGGAGCCUGUCAGAGCUGAAGAUAAAAGUGCUGUGGAACCAUUGGCCAGCAAAGAGGUACAAGAAGGGUCUAAACAGGAAAAUGGGUCUGUCUCAGUUGAUGAGGAAGAAGUAAAAGUUGAGGAAGAAGGUGAUGUUGAAGAACAAAAGAGUACUGUCGAGGAGGAACUUGAAGCCACUAAAUAUCAAAUGGAGAUGAAAUUAUUAAGUGAAACAGUUUUAGCAGCACAGUUGUUGCUGGUAGAGAAUGCUUGUGAAAAACCAGAAUUCUUCGAAGAUCAUGAGGUUGAUUUAUGCCAAUUCACAAUUCUGGGUGGAGUGUACCAUUUGGAUAUUUUGAAGCUUCCCCCACAGUGUAAACCAGUAAAGGGCUGGAUGAUUGUGGAAAUACCCAAAGAAGGAUUACAGAAAUAUAUAUAUCCCCCAGAAACUACAGAAGACUUCGAAACAGAAAAUGCAUUUCCACCUAUAGAGGUCAUGCUUCAGGUUCAUGAAAAUGUAAUAUUUUUUGAAAAUCCUAUGGUUGCAAGGUGGGACCUUGAAGGUAAAUAUUGGAGAACUGAUGGCAUUAGCAAUAUAUCUUACAAGUCAGAAGAAAGACUUAUAACAUUCAGCCUAGAAACUUUUGGCCCUGUUACCUUGAUUCAAGAUACUCAUAUUAACAUGCCAUACCAGUCUUGGGAACUAAGACCACUUCAAGAAAAUGAAGUACUUUUGACUGUGACUACAGUAUUUACUGAGAUUCAAAUACAAAUUAAGGAAAACCUCUGCAUGUUAGCUUCAGUUAAACUGAAAAACAAAGAGCAUUCCUGUAUUUUGCAAGGAAAAUGGAUGGCUCCUAUUACUUUCAUUAUUGCUUUGAAAGAAGUUGGAUUGAAUGUCUUCCCUACUGGACACUCUCAUUUUUAUGUUGUUAUAAACAAUAAAGUUCCUUUGGUAGAAAUGAAAGCUUAUCGACAAAUGGCCCUGCUAAGUUCUUCUUUUGCAUUUGGUUGGAGCAGGUGGAAUCUACGAUGUGAUUCUGACAAAGUUAUUUUUAAGGUGACAGAACACCUUACCAAAGAAUCUAUUCCACAUUCCAAUUGGGUCCUUUUAAUGUUCAGUGGUGAUAGAGCACAAAGACUCAAGAUCAAUGAAGACAGUGAGGUAUACUCUGAAGCAAUUAAAGAUGAAACUGAGUUACAUUCUACUCUGUUUCACUUGGUUAAGGAUUUUUCUUCUGUAGAAGGAAUAGAGAAAAUUAGGAGUGCCAACUGCCAGUUUAUUGAUUCUGUAUGCCAAAUGCUAUUCUCUACUAGAUUACUUAGCUAUUCUUAAUUCCCACUGAUAAAUUUUUUUCAGCGUGAAGAAUCAAGCAACUCGAAAAAAAAAAAAUCAGGUUAUUUCCUCAAUAAAGUGUACUGAGAAUACACUGUUAAAAUGUGUAACUGGCAUUUUACUCUCAAACUUUAUUUUAAACGAAGCGCUUAAGCUAUUUCCCUACUAAUGCUUGAGCUAUCGAGAAUUUCAGUUUUCACUUUAUGAAGAUUUGAAUGGUAUUUUAUUUCAAUAACAUUUAACAAACAAAACAAUAUAUAAUAUUUCUUCCUUGAAAAGCUCAUUAAAAAGAUUAUGGGCAGGCUUCUUCCCCAUUGAAUUUCAGUUGGGGAGGUAAUUGCAAAAAGAAGGGUAUGUAAAAUAUCUUAGUCAGGCUGAGAACCUCUGGUUCCCUGCUAAAAAUAACUACGAAGUUCAGAUUCUGAAACUUUACUAGGAUGUGCUACAGUCACACGGGCGGUGGUCCAUUGUGUUGAAGUCUGGUAAAUGGCCACAGGGCAUGUUCUAGAGACAUCCAGGAGUCCCCAUUCUGUGUGGGAGCUGCAUCCACAGCCUUUUGGAAAAAUCGGCCUGUAAGGAAACUCAUCAAAGCUGCAAAGAGUACAAUGAAUGCAACAGAAAUCCAGAGUGGCUUAUUAGCUUUUCUGAUGGAAGUCUUGAGAUUUGUUGCCCAGGAAGAUACUGUGUCAUAACUAUAAGGAAAAAACAAAUACAAAAUUUGGUAAUCCCAAUAACUUCUUACUGUAAACACCCCCUUUGCUAACAAUACUAAUCAAGUCAUUGGUCUGCAUUAUAAAUAUUAGAUAGAAAAAUCAUUAUGGUUUGGGCUACAAUGUGUCCUCUUAUAAAUAUUAGAAUUAAAGAAAUGUAUAAUGAGAAUCUGAAAAUAACGUAUGUAGCCAUUAUUUAUCUCAUUCUUUCAUUCAGUUAAGGCAACUGAUAAUCCUAUAGUAGAACUAAAAAUACUACUUUCUGGGUGGAGGGGGAUUCAUAUGUACAUACAUAUAUGCAUAAAUAUGUCACUUAUUUCUCACCUUAUUAAACUUUUUUUUGUUUAAGAAACACCCAUACAAAAAACACAGCUUUUUACAGCAUCAUUUAGGUCUUUGAAAAUACUUAACUCUGCUGGACAAUGUACUAAGCACUUUCCAUAUGCUAAUUCAUUUAAUCAUGACAGUUAUAGUGGCAUAGGUACUAUUUUCAUCCCUAUUUCCUAGAGGAAGAAAUUGGUGCUCAGAAAUGGAUGGACUUGGUCAGGUGACACACUAGUUAGAGGGCUGGUAUUUGAGCCUAGGCUGUCUGGCCACAGAACUAAGUUAAAACUCCUGCCACUCAGAACACACAGUCAGGGGCAACUACUAUAGACCAUAUGACAUUUGUUAUUUAUCUUAAAUUUAACAAUUUGAUAGGUCUUUUACUAAUUUGAUUAAGAUUAAUACUGUUAACCCUGCUUUACCCUUCCUUCCCCACUCCACCAAAAUGGUAUUAUUUAAGCAAGUAGACAACGUACACUGAAGAAAUAUCCCAUUUUGAUGGAUUAUUUCUCUUUUCAGAAACACUUGGCUUCCUUGUCCUUUCUACUGUUUCUUCUCCAGGUGGUUCUGAGUCAUCUUUACUUCUGUAAAUAAAUUUUGUUUUUCAGUAUUUGAAACUAAGAAUAAUGUGCUAUAUUUACUUGUAUAGUAAAAUAUAACAUUUUAUAACUCGA